GACUUCAAGGCGGCUGACGUGGACGUGAACACCGAUCAGGAUAUCGAGAAGAACUUGGACAAAAUGAUGUCCGAGAGGGCUUUGUUGAAGGAGCGCUACCAGGAGGUGUUGGACAAGCAGAGGCAGGUGGAGAAUCAGCUGCAGGUGCAGCUUAAGCAGCUCCAGCAGCGGAGGGAAGAAGAGAUGAAGAACCACCAGGAGAUCCUGAAAGCGAUUCAGGAUGUUACGAUCAAGCGAGAAGAGACAAAGAAGAAGAUGGAGAAGGAAAAGAAAGAAUUCUUGCGGAAAGAGCAGGAUCUGAAAGCAGAAAUUGAGAAACUGUGUGAGAAAGGCAGAAGGUUGCUGAAAGAGCAGGAGGAGAAGGAAAACAAGAUUGCUUCUCUCAUUGCGGAGCAGUCUGAUGAAAAGCAGCUCUGGGAGAUGGAGCUCGAUAAGCUGAAGAACCAGCACAAUGAAAUCAACAGGAACAUUCUCGAGGAGACAGAACGGGCCUGGAAAGCGGAGAUCCUGUCCCUGGAGAGCCGGAAGGAGCUGCUGGUGUUGAAACUAGAAGAAGCAGAAAAAGAAGCAGAGUUACACCUCACCUACCUCAAGUCUGCGCCGCCCACGCUGGAGACGAUGAGGCCGAAGCAGGAGUGGGAGAUGAGGCUGAACAGGAUACGGAUGACCAAGGAAAGCGUCCGCGUAAGUUCCGCGGCUCCAGCGUAACCGUGAGCAAUGGGCUUAUUCUAACCAGCCUUCUCUUCUGCACCUGUUUUUCUUUCUCAGACAGAUUUCAUGCUGACGGCAUUCCAGCCCAACCCAUCCCUUACUCCCAGGCUCCCGUUUCCCAUCGGACCAGUUCCCGUUCCCAUGGUCAUGCCGAGCGCUGAUCCUCGGGCGCUCUCCUUUCCUCUCCUGAACCCCGCGAUCUCCAGGCCCAACCAGCCUCCCCCGCCGCUGCCCGCUUCCCAGGGACGGAACAGCCCAGUCGUGGCAUCGCUUAUUGGCACGCACGGCCCUCACAUGACUCCCGCUGCCUCCAUCCCUCCUCCGCCAGGCCUGGGAGGAGUUAACGUCACUCCAGAGUUUUUUUCCCGCCGAUAAGCUGGAAAAGCUGCUGGAGAAGUUGUUGGCUCGGUUUCCGCAGUGCAACAAG
Molecule: messenger RNA, 1138 nt
Organism: Apaloderma vittatum (bar-tailed trogon)
Lineage: Eukaryota; Metazoa; Chordata; Aves; Trogoniformes; Trogonidae
Gene: RNF214
Product: ring finger protein 214
Exons: 8
Coding region: 64-708 (214 amino acids)
Molecular function (GO): ubiquitin-protein transferase activity
Source: RefSeq, a predicted model, not a curated record